Lepisosteus oculatus (spotted gar) is the source of this 2642-nucleotide messenger RNA. RefSeq lists its product as uncharacterized. The record is from RefSeq and is a predicted model, not a curated record. Lineage: Eukaryota; Metazoa; Chordata; Actinopteri; Semionotiformes; Lepisosteidae.
ACAGGGCACAGACGGGAAAAGACAGAAAAUCCACUCAGGCACUCUGCACACAGCCCAGAACAAAUUGUCAUCUUAUCUACGGAUUCUUCCAAUAACAGCUCGCCGAAUUGUCUCAGGGCUGUGAUCUUACACAUACUGGAACAACAAUGGCCCCAAAGCUGCUUUUAAAAGGCUUUCUUCUGCUUUUAAUCACACUGACAAGAAGCUCCAUAUUUGUGUCAGGUCAAGAAACUACAACUGCAACAUCACUUAGCAACUCUACAGCUGAUUCAUCUACUCCAAACAUAACAUCUGCAGAACCAACAACAUCUGGAAUGAAUGACUCCUCAUCAUCGAAUGUUUCAUUCAGCGCUACUACAGCACCUGGAGUUGGAUCAAUGGUCACUACCAUUCCAACCAAUGGCACAGGAAACACAAGUUACUCUUGGGCCACCACUGUUUCUCCAGUCUCUGGAAUGACAUCAGUUUAUGCAAACUCCACUUCUGCAGCGAACAGCAUGACUAGUUUGCUCGCCUGUAAGUCUUUCAGCUGCAGUGCGCCAGAUUGCUACACAAUGUAUAUGAACGAGACAGCAAGCAACUGCUCUUCUGGCAAUGCCUUCUGUGAGCUCAAACGGCUGAGCAGCAGCAACUACACCACGGGCUGCAGCACCACCUGCAACAGCACGUCCAGCAGGUGCGCGAAUGAAACCCAGCUUCCGUGUGUUGUCGAGUGCUGCCGAACCCCCAACUGCCUGAACGGAUCCAUGCAGCUCAUCAGAACCAGCUUCGUGACUACACGUGCGCCAACAACCACCACCACUAACCCAACUACAACUGUUGCAAAUAAUGGCAAGAAGUGCCAGACCAUGACUUGCAAUGGUGAAGCCUGCUACAAAACACAAGCGAAAAACGACAAGUUGUGUCCCAUCGGAUAUGAGUUUUGUGAGCUGAAAAAGACAGUUGCCAAUGCUGUCAUGACCUGGACCUCAGGCUGUAGCAAGGACUGCAUCAAGCUCCCCUUGAUCGUCUGCACAUCCACUACUGUGGACUGCCUUCAGGAAUGCUGUAAUGCAACUCAGAAAGAAUCUUGUCUCAAGAUGGAUGGGUCUGUUAACAUGCCCAAUGGUGCCAGCACACUUUAUAUUCCUUCACACUUCAUAUUCCUGACCAGCUCAUUCCUGAUCUGGAUUUUAAAUAGUCAGCUUCAAUCCCUCCUGAUUCAGUAGGCCAGGAGAGAGUGUCGAUUCUUUCUGUGGCUUAGUGCGAACAACUCAAGUUGACUGACAGAGCAGGACAUGUCCUUUGUACUGUAGUUUCACAUGUCUGUUUUGUAUUCUUUUUUUUUUUGUUUGUUUCGCAUGUUUGGUGAGCAAAGGUAACAGCUAAAGGGCACAACGAAACAGGAGUAGCUUUUACAGUCGCGUCAAUGCUUAACGUUUUGCAAGAAACAACUCAUGCUAAAAAAGACUUGAUCUUUGUUAUGGCUAUACAAAUUACACCUGUAUCAUGCAUAUUGGGCAUUGCUGAAAAAAAUAUUGUUACUGUCAUUCAAGCACUACUGUAUGCAUGCUGUCAGUUUUGGGGGGAUUUCUAAAGUAUGUUUUGCUUUAGAAAUAUAUCUUUUGCUUUUAGAUGUAAUUUUAUAAAAUAAUAUUACAUGAAGCCUUUUUUAUAAAAAUGCACUUUCAUCACUGAAUUAAGAAUUUCUGUCUUUACAGAAAUAUUACUCAUGAAUUAAAGUUGGGCCCAUUGACUGCAUUUCAAUACUGACAGUAAAUAUUGAAAAAAAGUCUCCUUUCUAGGCACAGUACAGUAUCUUCAAAGAUAGAUAUUCUGGCAUGUAUUUUAUAGACAAAAAGACAUAUAUAAUUCAUUGGAAGUUGGCAAGCAAAGUGCUUUCAAGUUGUUAAUUCACCAGAUGUACAAUGCUUGAGUGCAGGUCCAUUUCUAUAGUCCUAUAUGCCCCAAGGUAUUUAUAUCUCCUUCAAUGGUAACAUCUCAUUACCUUCUCCGAUGUGUGAUGUAUUCAAAGGUUUAUCAGUUGUAUUGUGCUAAGCUACAUAAAACAUUAAUAAUAUGGUACACAAAAACAGUUACAGAUAUUGUUAUACCUCUUCAUGAAGUUCAUCUUGGUCUAUAUUGUAACUGCUAGUUUUAGCUUUAAGUAUCCGAAUGCCUCAAUCAUUUAAAUUAAAAUUUGUAAAUAGUUUUCUUUGAAAAAAUCAGGUUGUAAAAAAGGCUUAACAAAAAUCAAUUCACUUUUCUGCCACAACAUCAAUUAUGUUUUUAAAAAAUUUUACAUUUUCUGUGUACUAUAUAUAUGUGAUAUUGUACAUUAAAAUAUAGCAAUAUAUAAUUAUAUUUUCCCUUAUGAAUUAUUGUGGUACAAAAAAGUACAACAAUAAACAUUACAUUUUCCCCUUAACAAUUAUUUGAAGAGCAGUUUAUUUUUUAAAUUAUAUAUCUUGUUCUUGCUUUUACUGCUUUGUAACAUACUAUACAAAAUAAACUUUCAAAGAGAUUAUUCUAUAAUAAAACAAAACUGAGUAGCUUGCGUUGUAUUACUGAUAAGCAUGUACUGCAUUGCCAAGUUUUUGUGACAGACUGUAAGUGAUGUAAUACAAAAGACAGAGAUAUUUAACUAUCACUUGAUAUUAAUA